AUGGCGGUCGAGGGCCGACCUCCAACACCCAAGUCGAUCCUCCGAGGUCACAAGGCGCAGGUACAUGCCGCCACCUUUAUUCGCAACAAUGAGCGCCUCGUCACUGGUGAUGCCGAUGGUUUCGUCAUCGCCUGGGACCUGACCAUCAUGAGGCCUCGCGCGGUAUGGCAGGCUCAUGAUAACGCCAUCCUAGGAAUUGCUGGAUGGGGUGACGACCGCAUCAUAACCCAUGGUAGGGACAACAAGCUCAUUGUCUGGAAGCUCACCGGCGAUGAUGAGGCCCGUAUGAGUACGACUCUUCCACUCGACCCAUGCACAGAACCGCGUCCAAAGCCAUGGAUCUUGCAUCUCCUGGAAGUCAACACCAUGAACUUCUGCUCUUUCUCAUAUUGUCCUGUCUCGGCUCCUGUACUACCAGGUCAGCAGGAAGACCAAAGUCAAGACACAGCAGAAGAGUCAAAGUCGGAGUCUGAGCUACUCAUCGCAGUUCCCAACACGCUGGCGUCCGAAGCGAUUGACAUCUUUCAUCUCCCUUCCCAGACGCGCCGCCAUACUGUUAAGUUGGGCGAUAAGAACGGCAUGGUCAUGGCCGUGGCACUGUUCAACCAGGCAGACUCUUUAACCUUGGUAGCUGGGUAUGAAAAUGGCCUCGCUAUAGUAGCUCAUCGGGACCCCGUCAAGAACGACUGGGUACCUCUCUACCAAGCAACCUGUCAUUCUCAACCUAUCCUGUCGUUGUCUGUUUCUCCUGCCCGGGAUUUCUUCCUCACGUCAAGCGCAGAUGCAGUCAUUGCUAAGCACCCCUUGCCUCCUGUGGUCUCACAGAAUACAACACCGACACACGUCACAACGACUCAGGCCGAUCAAGUGUCUGGGAGUGAGGAGAGCAACAGAUCUGUCAACGCAGCGGACAAAGCUGCUGGAAAGUCUCUGCUUGGUGCGGCCUUGGCUAAAGCAAAGCAGAAUCCUUCAUCGCAACCAAAACCAACACUCCAGCCCGAAGAAGUACUAACUCAUCCGCUGAAGACCGUCAACACAAAACAUGCAGGACAGCAAAGCAUCGAAAUCCGCUCUGAUGGCCUGAUCUUUGCCACUGCUGGCUGGGAUAGCAAGAUCCGCGUUUAUUCCACAAAGACGCUCAAAGAGGUUGCCGUCUUGAAAUGGCACCAAGUUGGAUGCUACGCUGUCGCUUUCGCCCAUAUUGCACCAAACACUGGUGCUCCUUCAAUUAACGGCCAGAAUCCAACGGCAACCGAAAGGACCACUGGUACCCAACCGACUAGGUCUGAUUCCUUGGGCCAUGGAACACAAAAACCACACAUGGACAAUAGCCUCAUCACCGUCGUUCCGAAGCUUGUCGAAGUGACAGUCAGGGAUAAGCGUCUCAGACAGGCAAAGGCGGCACAUUGGCUGGCUGCUGGAAGCAAGGACGGAAAGGUCAGUCUCUGGGAUGUCUUCUAGACGUUCGAUGCGGCUGCGGCAACGUGGAUUUAAGUAUCUUGGGAGCACCUGAGAAGCAAAGAUUGCAUCUUCACUCCUGUCAUCCCAGUCGUGGAGCAAAGACGGGAAGCAGCAUCAAUCGAGGUCAACAUAAAUGACCCCAUUUCACUCUGUG
Molecule: messenger RNA, 1615 nt
Organism: Neurospora tetrasperma FGSC 2508
Lineage: Eukaryota; Fungi; Ascomycota; Sordariomycetes; Sordariales; Sordariaceae
Exons: 2
Coding region: 1-1461 (486 amino acids)
Molecular function (GO): protein binding
Source: RefSeq, a predicted model, not a curated record